Messenger RNA from Aspergillus neoniger CBS 115656, 470 nucleotides. RefSeq lists its product as uncharacterized. The transcript has a single exon. The coding region runs from base 178 to 420 and encodes 80 amino acids. The record is from RefSeq and is a predicted model, not a curated record. Lineage: Eukaryota; Fungi; Ascomycota; Eurotiomycetes; Eurotiales; Aspergillaceae.
CUUCCAAUGGAUACCCAGCAUAGCCAAUCGUCGAUCUUAUUUUCUUCUUAUUAUACUCCUUUGCCUUCCUGGUGUCCGCGGCCCCCCGGGACGCGGUUGUCAUACACUUCAUUCCCUUUGUUUGUUCGUUCGUGAUCAACUUCCAACUUCACAGGCGUCUCUGAUAUAUUUUUUUCCAUGGUUGGUUGCUUUGGGAAAGGGGCAAGGGAUGGAAGAGGUGGCAUACUCACGCAUACGAAUCGAGAUGUCGUUUUUGUCGUUUUCCUGUUAUCAUUCUUAUCAUCUUUAUGCACCUACAUGUAUGCCGCCUUUGGAGGGACUUGGCCUUCUGUUUCUUGUGUCUUGUGUCUACUUCGUAGAGUUGCUGUUGAUGUACAUAGAUCAUUUUGUCGAUUGGAUGGGUGGUUUUGCCCUCCUUGAACUAUAUAUCACUAUGUAACUUAUUUUUCUUUCAUUUUGUUAUUCUUACU